Messenger RNA from Gymnogyps californianus (California condor), 471 nucleotides. RefSeq names its product urocortin 3 (gene UCN3). The transcript has a single exon. Gene Ontology annotation, cellular component: extracellular region. The coding region runs from base 1 to 471 and encodes 156 amino acids. The record is from RefSeq and is a predicted model, not a curated record. Gene Ontology annotation, molecular function: hormone activity; corticotropin-releasing hormone receptor 2 binding. Lineage: Eukaryota; Metazoa; Chordata; Aves; Accipitriformes; Cathartidae. Gene Ontology annotation, biological process: hormone-mediated signaling pathway; cellular response to nutrient levels; adenylate cyclase-activating G protein-coupled receptor signaling pathway.
AUGCCCCACACCAGGCUGCUGCUCCUCCUCGCCCUCCUCUGUGCUGCCGAGACCGGCCAGGCUCUCCGCCUCUACAACGCCGCCUCCAUCUUCAGCUGCCUCAACACGGCCCUCACCGAAGCCUGGAAGAGCCGCCCGGAGGAAAACACCAUCUUGGACAAGCGUGGCUUCGACUCCCCAUUGCCAGUGGAAGUGUCUGAGGAGGAGGAGGGGGAGGACGUGGUGGAUGAAGAGAUGGGGAAAAGGACGUUCCCGGGGGAAGGCCAUUACAAAUACGUCUCCCAAGCACAGGUGAAGGGCAAGACAUACCAAAACCGGGCCAAAAGCGACCGCCGCACCAAGGUCACCCUCUCCCUCGACGUCCCCACCAACAUCAUGAACAUCCUCUUCAACAUCGCCAAAGCCAAGAACUUGCGGGCAAAGGCCGCCGCCAAUGCGCACCUCAUGGCCCAAAUCGGGCGGCGGAAGUGA